AAUCCUUGGAAACCUGUUUGAAAACAGACAUUAUUUUUAGUGCAGAAAUAACAUUUCACCUUUAAAUGCCAAAAACGCAUACACUUAUCCAACUGUCUCUUGAGUAUUUUUGCAUCAGCCAGUGUAGUUGCCUGGUGAUAACAUUGUAUGAGCAGAGGUCAUGCCCUCAGGUGAGGAUUGACAGACACACACAACCUUUCUCACUCACACACUCUCUCUCUCUUUCUUUCAGAACCACGGACAGCUCUAAGCAAGCCACACGAUUGGUUGGGAGACAUGAGGGAUGCAGAGAAAGAGAGAGAGCGAGAGAGACAGAGAGAGAGAAGAUCACCAGGGGACGGAGUGAGUAAGCAGUGAGGGCUGGAGGGAAGGAGAUCAGAGAUGCAAAAAAGAAGCUAGAGAGAGAUAGAGAGAAAAAGAAGGAUAGAAGAAUUAAAAGAAGAAACAGAUGCUAUAGCUGGUCUUUUUGCCUACUGACGCCCGAGCUGGGCUCAUUUCUGCGUGUGUGUGACGUGCACGGGGUGUGUGUGUGUGCUUGUGACGGCAGCCGCGGCGGGAGCAGCAGCAGCAGGGGAGGACGGAUCAAAGAGAUUGUAGGACACGAUGCAUUUAGCUGCCUAACGUCUCUGCGCACACACCACAACCGGCUAAACGAGAACACAUUCAUACUACGCGCAUUCGCACGCAGCCCACCCCCCACACACACCAUGCGUGUGUGGGGACAGCGCAGAUGAGGCAACCACCAAAGGGAGGUGUGGAUCUUUCCAGAAGCGUUUGGUAGGGGGAGAGGACAGCCUUGGUGGCUGUAGCCCAGCAGGAGCGGUCGUAAGUGGGGAAGGGUCAAACCGCCGACCACUACUUUUGGUUUUCUUCAGAGCUCUAGAAAUGCCAAAGAUGGACACGUCCUUCAUCUUUCUCUUCCUCACGCCAGUGUGUGUUUCCUCCGUGCUGCGUCGCUGUCGCCGGGCUUGUCUCUCAGCCGCAGGGGGAUUCGAUAUCGUGCAGUGUUGAGAAACGCACACACAGAACACACCUGGAGAUCAGCUGUUCCGGGAGAGAAGAUUCAUUGAUACCGCAGUAUCUCUGCUGUGCUGAAGGAUGGAUUCAGGGGAAGACGAGUGCACACAUUUCCUGCAGUACGUAGAGGACAGCGGUCUGAGGGCGUAUGACGAGCUAGUUAUCCAGAAUGCCUCUGACAUCGCCCGAGAGAGCGACCGUGUCCGCAACCACGCACAGUGGACAUACCUACAGGAGAAAACCCAGAAGAAGAGACGGCAGGAGGAAGCUAUCAAGAGGAUUGGUGAGGAUGUGGCCCGUGUGACAGAAGGAGGGGGAUACGCAGGCAAACACUUCCGUAUGGGCUUCAUGACGAUGCCGGCCCCUCAGGACCGCGUUCCUCCUCCCUGCGGGCCAGGCUUCACAGUACGUUCGCAGUCUCUGCACUCGGUGGGAGGGGGAGAAGAGGAGGGGAGUCCCACCUCGAGAAAACAGCCCCCGCCCAAACCCAGACGAGAUCCCAACACCAAACUCAGCACCUCCUCUGAGACCGUCAACACUGGGCUCAGCACGGGGAAGAGCGGGAAGGAAACAGACAAAUGUGACGCAUCUAAAUCCCGCCCCUGCAGUGAGGAUUACCGUCGCAUGCCUCCACCCAAACCCAAACGCAACCCCAACACCCAGCUCAGCACAUCCUUUGACGAGUCUUACAUCCAAAACCAUGGCAGCAAGGCUAAGUCCGCCUCUCUGCCGCGGCAACACAAAAAUAAGUCUGCAUCUCAGAAUCAAAGCCCCGCCCCUGACACCGACGAUGAGACGGAACCUGUUUAUAUAGAGAUGGUGGGGAACAUCUUACGAGACUUCAGUCGAAUUGCCGGCACUAAUGGCGAUGAAGAGGACGACCAAGGUGAAAGUGUGUACGAGGAGAUGAAAUAUCCUGCCUUCGAUGAUUUACCUUUAUCUUUAGAUCACGCGCAGUCGCGAUGGGAGCAGUGUCCCACUGCUUUGGUGCCAGAAGUCGAACUUACACGACCCACCACUCCACGUGGUUCGCUGUGUGACAUUCCCGCCCCGUUCCCGAAUCUGCUUUCCCAUCGGCCUCCUCUACUAGUAUUCCCACCUGCUCCAGCCCAGUGUUCCCCCAACUCUGACGAAUCCCCUCUUACUCCAUUGGAUGUCACCAAACUGCCCAUGUUGGAGAACGUCGGGUAUGGGAAACCUGGUGCAUCCCCAACUAGCUCCGACCCUGGACCACAGGUGGAGCCGCAGCAGGUGUCUGGUAAACACCACCACCACCACCACCACCACCAUCAUCAUCAUCAUCAUCAUAAGAAGUCAGCAGAGACUAAGGAGCAACAAACAAUCACAGCAUCAGGACGGUCCUCUGCUCCACCCCUGCCAUCUGCGCUGUAUAAAAGCGGUGGGUCGUCUGCCGCACAUGGCUACCCAAGGAGCCACUCCGCCUGCCCCUCCCCUGUCAGUAUGGGUCGCGCAUUAACGCCACUUACCCUGAAGCGCCCCCCACCGUAUGACGCUCUCAUGACUGGGACGAUCCCUCGCAGUGCAUCUGGAGUUCCACAUGGAUCACGUGAGAGUGGGCGGCUCUCGAAUUCCUCCAGUGUGCAUGGAGGGUCCAUGCAAAACGUCUCCACUGCGUCAGGCUCAAGCUCAGGGUCGGGAGGCCGAGGCAGUCGUACGCCAACCAGUCCUUUGGAUGAGCUCAGCAACUUGUUCUCUUCCGGACGUAACAUGUUGAAGAAAGGUUCCGGAAGCCGCAAGAGUAAGGAGUCAGCGGAUGGUGAAAGUAAAGGCAGAAGUGACAGCAGGGACAGAGCCCUCCGUAGCUCUUCUCCAAAAUCACAGGAUUGGGAAACGCCCACAGGACAAUCAGCCACGCCCACCGCCACGCCCAGUCGGUUUGGCCGCUCCUCCAUCAGCCCGACCACCAUGCUCGGAGGUGCGUCCUAUCCACAAAAACAAAUAAGGAUGUUAGUUAAUUUUAGAUACUUAUUUAACAUAUUUUCUUUCAUUUUAGAAACAAAAGCCGGGUGUAAACUCGGUCGCUCUGCAUCCACAUCAGGAGUCCCGUCCCCUGUGGGAACGCCCCAAAGACACGCCUCCGACACCUCCGCCCAACCGUGCGGGACCCCGUUCCAGAUGCCCCCAAUGCCCUGGGCAUGUGGGGACAGCACCAUGAUGGAGAUGAUCGAGAAGAAACGUCACCUGUGCAAGGAGAUAAAAGCCAGACAGAGACCUUCAGACAAAGCCCUGUGCAAGCAGGACAGCAUGCCCAUCCUGCCCAGCUGGAAGAAGACCAACGGGGGCAAGAAAUACGGUCCCCCUCCGUACUCCACCCAAACCACUGUCUUCUGGGACACUGCUAUAUAAAGAGUGACCAGUGAACUACAGCCAUGGAGACUGAGGGGGCAUGUCCAAAAACUGAUUGACAGCUAAAGGGAAGCAGGACUAAGAGAAAAAUGCACAGUGAUGGAUUAUCAAAACUCCCUGGUUUCCUGUCGCUGUUAAUAUUUGAUAUUUUUAUAUUGGAGAUAACUGUCUUAAUAUAAAAUAUGAUUAGUGAUUUUAUAAAGAGGAACUCUCGAAAUGAGAUCUAAGAGUGAAAACGGUACACUUUUACCCAUGAGAUGAUAUUUGUCCUCUUCGAAAUGGUAUUUCUAUUUAUUUUAUAUCCUUUUUGGGGUGUUUCUAUAUUUGGCACUCAUCCGUGUGUCUGGGGAAAUAAUCUAUAAUGUGUGGUGAAAUAUGUGCAGUAAUUCCAUUGAGAAUACAUGUUGUUUUUGAUGCCUAUGCAUUUGGUUAUACGGCAUGGACGGCGCUUUUGUUCAUUGUCUGUUUUUCAUAUGGAGAGUUUAUUUGAAAAUGCUAUAUUUUUUGGUGUCUGUAUUUUAAAUGUCGGAUCGUGAAGUGUCAGGUUGUCGUUCCUAUGACUUCUGGGUUAGACUUGAAGGUGAUCGGCUGGAUUUUAAGAUACUAGGUCAGAUUAUGAGAUAACUGGGUUAUUAAAGUAAAGCUCGGGCAGUUGGUCAGAUAUUGAGUGUACGGUCAGAUAAACCAGGAGGGCACUUUCUGUUUUGCGAGGUCAGCUGGUGCAUUCAAUUGUGAGCACUGUAAACUCACAAACACACACUAAUAUCAGCUGCUUUAUGGCCUAACAUUUGGUGCUUUUCAACUACUUUCUUGAAUGUUCAAGCUUAAUAGCUACAUGACAGUCAUACACAUAAUACAUCUGGCACAAAAUUAGCAUGGGCGGUUCAUGUAUGUUCAGUAGGAUUGCACAUGGUCAGGGAUUGGAUGAUGAAAAUUCAUAAAUCUUGUCUUCUGCCAUGUCAGAUAGUAUCUUGAAUACAGACACCGUCCUUUUUAUGAAGCACUAUGCAGACAUAAUGUCAGUUUACAUGUUCAUAUAUCACUGCGACAUGAGUCAAGGGCAGGCAAUAUCAUACUGAAAAGGCUCAGAAAGAAAAGACCAGGCCAUCAUUUACUCUGAUCAGAUGCUGUGCAUCAAGGCUCCAUCCAUAGCUUUACCACGUAAUCAAAAAGCCAUGCUGGUGCAUUCAAGCACAUCUGACUAUAUGUGAACUAGUUAUCAUAAGAGUUUGCACACUAGCAAGUCAAGCACAGUUUUAACAUGGCAGGAGAGUAAAUGCCUUUCGUUGUGUAUGUCUGGAAUCGGAUCAAACUAUUUGGGGCAAGAAACAUACUAAAUGCAAGUACACAAACAAAUGCAUUGCUAACACCGGAAGCGAUUGGUUUCUUAAAGGGGCAGCUCACCCAAAAAUGAAAAUUCUGUCAUCAUUUAGUAACCCUUAAGUUGUUCCAAACCUAUGUAAGUUUCUUUCAUCUGCUGAGCACAAAAGAUGAUAUUUUGAAGAAUGUUGGUAACCAAACAGUUGAAGGUAACAUUUUUGGGUGAACUAUCCCUUUAAGUGUGGCAGUAACAAACCUCAGUAUUUAAAAAGGCAAUAGACCC
Molecule: messenger RNA, 4987 nt
Organism: Cyprinus carpio (common carp)
Lineage: Eukaryota; Metazoa; Chordata; Actinopteri; Cypriniformes; Cyprinidae
Product: neuronal tyrosine-phosphorylated phosphoinositide-3-kinase adaptor 2a
Exons: 6
Coding region: 1099-3384 (761 amino acids)
Biological process (GO): neuron projection morphogenesis; phosphatidylinositol 3-kinase/protein kinase B signal transduction
Source: RefSeq, a predicted model, not a curated record